Molecule: messenger RNA, 213 nt
Organism: Scutellospora calospora
Lineage: Eukaryota; Fungi; Glomeromycota; Glomeromycetes; Diversisporales; Gigasporaceae
Source: the annotation of a GenBank genome assembly
AAAAUUUACGAUUUUUACGUCGACAAGUUAAUACCCAAAAAGUUGAAGUUGGUAUGUUUAGAUUAUUGUUGUGUCUUGAGGAAAACGAAGGAUGCGAAAGUGAUUGGAGAAAUUUAAAGGUUAGUAUUUUCAAAAAUCCUAACGAGAAUAGUAAGGGCCGGUCCAGCAACACCGCAACAUCAACAAUCACCACCUUAGAGAUCCUAUUAUUAG